Messenger RNA from Pseudoliparis swirei, 2871 nucleotides. Its product is annotated as fibroblast growth factor receptor-like 1. Gene Ontology annotation, cellular component: plasma membrane. Gene Ontology annotation, molecular function: fibroblast growth factor receptor activity; fibroblast growth factor binding. The transcript has 7 exons. NCBI's taxonomy places the organism in Eukaryota, Metazoa, Chordata, Actinopteri, Perciformes, Liparidae. Bases 266 to 1786 code for a protein of 506 amino acids. The record is from RefSeq and is a predicted model, not a curated record.
CAGGACACCGCCGUUACUUAAAAAAAAAAAAAAAGAUUAGCAUAUGGGACUUUUGUUGUGGUUCAUGGAAGCGUCCGGUUUUAUUCCGCUUUUGAAUCCGUUAUUUUUCCUCGAAUACAAGCGCGUGCUGGUCACUUAGAGGUCGGGGAAAAGUCGACCGCUGUCACUGAUUCAUGGGCUCAGCGCGGACCGCAGCGCCACACAUCUGCGUCAAGAGGCUGACACGGGGCUGACUUCAUUCAUCCAGGAUCCAGAUUUAGGGGACAUGAAGUUGUCUUUGGACAGUAUGGGCGUCCUGAAGGUCGUGCUGUUCAUCUUUGAGGCGUUUUUACUGACUGACUGCGCAAGAGGACCUCCACGGGUGUCGGAGAAGGUUGCUCACAGGCAGAUGGCCCGGCUUGGGAGCGCCGUUAAGCUGCCGUGUCCAGUGGAGGGAGACCCUCCGCCCCUCAUCAUGUGGACCAAAGAUGGGCGCAACAUCCACAGCGGCUGGAUCCGUUUCCGUAUACUCCGCAUGGGCCUGAAGAUCAAGGAGGUGGAGGCCGACGACACGGGGACCUACAUCUGCAAAGCCACCAACGGCUUUGGUAGCGUCAACAUCAACUACACCCUCAUCGUCAUCGAUGACUCGGGUUCGGCUAAAACUGGAGCCGUGGUGGCUGAUGGAGCGGAGUCUGACCCGGGCUCCGAUGGCUUGUCUGAUAAACUUGUGCGUCCACGCUUCACCCAGCCCGCUAAGAUGAGAAAACGGGUGAUCGCUCGUCCUGUUGGCAGCUCGGUGCGGCUCAAAUGCGCAGCCAGUGGAAAUCCUCGGCCGGACAUCGUGUGGCUGAAGGACGACAGGCCGCUGACGGAGCGGGAGGUCGGCGAGGGCCGUCAGAAGAAGUGGACUCUGAGUCUGAAGAACCUGGCGCCAGAGCACAGCGGCAGAUACACCUGCAACGUCUCCAAUCGGGCUGGGGAGAUCAACGCCACGUAUAAAGUCGAGGUCAUCCAGAGGACAAACUCCAAGCCCGUUUUGACCGGCACCCACCCGGUCAACACGACGGUGGACUACGGGGGCACCACGUCGUUUCAGUGCAAAGUGAGGAGUGACGUCAAGCCGGUCAUUCAGUGGCUCAAACGCGUGGAGUCCAACGAGGAAAGCCGCUACAACUCCACCAUUGAGGUGGGAGAGCACCGGUUCGUGGUGCUGCCCAUGGGGGCGGUGUGGUCCCGACCCGACGGCUCCUACCUCAACAAGCUGCUCAUUACCCGCGCCAAGGAGGACGACGCUGGCAUGUACAUCUGCUUAGGCGCCAACACCAUGGGCUACAGCUUCCGCAGCGCCUUCCUCACUGUGCUGCCAGACACAAAGCCUCCCAUCAUGCCCAUGUUCUCGCCAACCUCCAGCUCCCUCCCCUGGCCGGUCAUCAUUGGCAUCCCUGCUGGAAUAGUGUUCAUCUUUGGCACAGUGCUGCUGUGGUUUUGCCAGAGCAGGAAGCACUGCCCUCCCCCUCCCGGUGCUCCAGCCGCAGCUGCGCAGGUACUGCAGAGCUCCCACCGGCCGCCGUAUCGGGAGCGGGACCGGGGCUGCGUGGCUUUGUCCUCCGGCUCGGACAAAGACUGCAUGAGCUCCUCGAACUAUGAGGAGUACCUGGCACAGCAGCAGCUCCUCCUCACCCAGGGAGGAGCAACAACCCACCCUAAAGUCUACCCCAAGAUCUACACGGACAUUCACACACACACUCACUCGCACGUGGACGGGAAAGUGCAUCAGCAUCAACACAUUCAUUUUCAGUGUUAGCCACAUAUCCCCCACGGACUGCUCCGGUACCUCGGAGGGACAAUCAGCUCUGGACUUCGUUGCAGCUCCUGAACGGCAUUACUCUUCAGGGACUCUUCUCAUUGCUGAAGAGUGGACAUGGAGAAAAACAGCAGUGGCCAGUAAUACACACCUUGUGUUUUUACAUCCAAACUUCCAUAUUUGGUGUGUUUUUUUGUACCUGCCUCACACCACUAAAAUCCAUUAAUCCUUGUUGUGCACUUAAUACAAAAAGGACAAGGACAUUUUUGUAUGUGAGUUUAAUUACAGCUAUUCGGGCCAGCUGAAAGGUCUUCCUCAGCAACUGACUUUUGCAUUUUCCUACUUGAGGUGUAGCUGAAGAUGGAGGUUUUACCUUUCACUUAUUCAGCUGUUGGAGCGCAGCCUGGUAAUGAAGACAGAAACGGUACUCAAGAUUUUCAAAAGGGCUGGUUUUGAGCCCUACUCAGGUAGUCUUGUUUUUUAAAAUAAUGUUUGGAACGCUGACCACUAUCCUUUACCCUUCUCCAUGCCUCACUUUUUCUUCUCUGGUAAAAGUGAUAGAGUAGACUGGAGGGUUUUUAUAGCUUUUUUAAAAAUGGCAUUCAAACCUUGCCUAAGACUGCAAGGGAUGGAAUAAUUGCGGUUCCAUGUCAACUGAAUUGGUCUUUCUUAAUUGUAGCUUUUUUUUAUGGUUGGUUCCCGUUAUCAGUCAGUAGUAUGUUGAGAUAAACCAGCAGAUGAUGCCACCGUAUCAAACCACAGGAAAUGAAGCUGUAGUCAUUUAUAAUCAAAUUGAGUCUUGGAUAUUUAAUUUAUUUUGCUAAAAGUAUGUAUCAAAAUUUUAUUUUUCAGAGUAAGGUGUUUUAAAUAUAUGUAAUGUUAUUAAAGUAUUCUGUUGUGUAUAGAACAUUUUGAGUACUUUGUCACUCAGUUUAAUCACAUUUAGUUCCUGCCAAUAUUUAUGGUAUUUCUGUAUGGAAUUGGUUAUUUGACAAUCUUGUAUGAUAUAUUUUGUUCAAAGUUCAAAAACUAAACUCAUAAAAAGUUUGAUGGUUUGGUAGUUUGAUUAAAUGACCUGAAACUUA